AGCCGCGAGCGUAUUUGAUAGCGAUCCGGAGACCGCGUCCAGGUACGGGUGAUGUCCACUCGCGGAAGGCGAGGAACUCGGGUGAUCUGGCCUGGCCUGGUCGGCUGGGCUUAGGGUAACACUGGACGAAGGCCAGAGACUCUGGCGUGGGCAGGUGGAGUCCGGAAGCGUGGAGGACGGCGCGCCAGUCAGCCGGCAGCCAGGAUCUGUGAAUGUUGGGAGAAACGAAGGAGGGAGACAAAGGUGGUGACGAUCGGUGGGUUGUGUCCUGUGUGUGAGCCCCGAGGACACACUCUAAAGCGGCCUCUCCUCCGUUUUUGGGUGUCGUGCGCACACCUAAUCUUGGAGGUAGCUAUCUGGCCUUGGAGUGGGGUGCUCAUGUCUGACUGCCGCGUGAUGGAUGGAAGCCCUUGAACACUAUGAGAUUUUUGUUUUCUUUUUUGUGUAACAGCAGAGUAUGCCUCUGGUGGUCUGGUCUCAGAAAUCGCCAUCUCUAGUCUGCGCAGUGACGCCCUUCUACGCCCAGUGGUGCCCAGUUGCCUCCGGGUGCAGGAGGAAAGCCUCCAGAGGAAAUGGUGCGCCCUGAGGUGACCAGCUGCAGCCCAUGGAGAUCCAGUCCAAUGGCAAGCCUCAGGAAAUGCGGCCUCAGUCAGAUGGUGAGACUAAGCCCAAGACUGAAGAAGCAGCUUCCGAAAAGGAAAUUAUAGCAAAAAAUGGAGGAUCCGACAGCCCCAAAAAGGAUAUUCUCCAGGAUUCUGAAGACAGAGAAUUCUAUGAAUUUGGGGAUGAAGUAAAUGAAAUGGAUCAGAAUCUCUUUGAAAGAAGGGAAUACAUUUGUGAAGAGUGUGGACAAAGCUUUGCUUGGACUACUGGCCUUAUUAGGCAUCAGAGAACCCAUUGGGAGAAACCCUAUGAAUGUGAUAAAUGUGGAAAGGCCUUUCGUGUGAGCUCAGCCUUGGUUCUGCAUCAGAGAAUCCACACUGGAGAGAAGCCCUAUCCUUGUGGCUGGUGUAUGAAAAGUUUCAGUAGGAGCUCAGAUCUUAUUAAACAUCAAAGAAUCCACACUGGAGAGAAGCCUUAUAAAUGUGACGAAUGUGGUAAAGCCUUCAGUCAGAGCUCAGAUCUCAUUAUCCAUCAGCGAAUCCAUACAGGAGAGAAACCCUAUCAGUGUAAUCAUUGUAGUAAAAGCUUCAGCCAGCGCUCAGAUCUGGUUAAACACCAGAGAAUCCACACUGGAGAGAAGCCUUAUUCAUGUAACCAAUGUAACAAACAUUUUAGUCAGAGUUCUGAUGUCAUAAAACAUCAAAGGAUCCACACUGGGGAGAAACCAUAUAAAUGUGAUGUGUGUGAGAAGGCCUUCAGUCAGAGCUCAGAUCUCAUUCUACAUCAGAGAAUCCACACUGGAGAGAAACCAUACCCAUGCAAUCAGUGUAGCAAAAGUUUCAGUCAAAACUCAGACCUUAUUAAACAUCGAAGAAUCCACACUGGAGAAAAACCCUACAAAUGCAAUGAAUGUGGGAAAGCUUUUAAUCAGAGCUCAGUCCUGAUUUUACAUCAACGAAUUCACACUGGAGAGAAACCUUAUCCUUGUACUCAGUGUAGCAAGACUUUCAGUAGGCUGUCAGAUCUUAUUAAUCACCAAAGAAUUCACACUGGAGAGAAGCCCUACCCCUGUAAUCAGUGCAGUAAAAUGUUUAGUAGAAGAUCAGAUCUUGUUAAACAUUACAGAAUUCAUACAGGUGAGAAACCCUAUGAAUGUGAGGAGUGUGGAAAAACCUUUAGUCAGAGUUCCAAUCUUAUUCUGCAUCAGAGAAUCCACACAGGAGAGAAACCUUAUCCCUGCGGUCAUUGUGCUAAAAGCUUUAGUCGCCGCUCAGAUCUCGUUAAGCAUCAGAGAGUCCACACUGGAGAGAAACCAUACACAUGUAAGCAGUGCAAUAAAAGUUUUAGCCAAAGCUCAGACCUCACUAAACAUCAGAGAGUGCACUCUGACGAAAAACCCUCUCAUUGUGACAGCUGUGUGAAAGCCUUUGUCAGUUCUGACCUUAUUCUUCAUCAGAGAAUUCACACUGGAGAAAAACCAUAUCCAUGCACACAGUGCAGCAAAUGUUUCCGUCAGAACUCAGACCUCACCAAACACCAGAGAGUUCACACUGGGGAAAAACCGUAUAAAUGCACUGAAUGUGGAAAGGCUUUCAGCCAGUGCUCUACUCUGAUCCUGCAUCAGAGAACCCACACUGGAGAGAAGCCAUAUUCCUGUGAUCACUGUAGCAAAAAUUGAUCUCAUUCACCAUCAGAAAACCCCACACUGGUGAAAGACCAUGUAAAUAUGUGUAUGGGAAUGCCUUCAGCAUGUGAACAGAUCUUGGUGAACACCACAGAAACCACACUGGGAGGAAACCCUGCCAGUGUAUUUAGUGCACCUGAAGUUUUAACCAACCCUCUGACCUUACUAACCAUGAGAAGGUCCAUUUUGGUGAAGCCAGCCUAAAUGCAAUCAAUGUAGGAAAACCUUUUGUGUAUACACCAACUUGAUGCAGUACUGGAGACACAAUAUCAGAACAAAUCUUACAAAUGCUAUUGAUGAGUAUGAAAUAAGGUUUUAAUUAAUGCUCAACACGUACAUUAAAAAGAAAACCCACAUAGAGAACACUUCAGUUUUUGUAGUGCAAAUUCUAGUUGAAGCCAUACAGUA
Ochotona princeps (American pika) is the source of this 2695-nucleotide messenger RNA. Its product is annotated as zinc finger protein 271-like. Lineage: Eukaryota; Metazoa; Chordata; Mammalia; Lagomorpha; Ochotonidae. The record is from RefSeq and is a predicted model, not a curated record.